This is a messenger RNA of Maniola jurtina (meadow brown), 1576 nucleotides long. RefSeq names its product actin-related protein 2/3 complex subunit 2 (gene Arpc2). Gene Ontology annotation, molecular function: actin filament binding; structural constituent of cytoskeleton. The transcript is spliced from 9 exons. Bases 147 to 1058 code for a protein of 303 amino acids. The record is from RefSeq and is a predicted model, not a curated record. Gene Ontology annotation, cellular component: Arp2/3 protein complex; actin cytoskeleton. NCBI's taxonomy places the organism in Eukaryota, Metazoa, Arthropoda, Insecta, Lepidoptera, Nymphalidae. Gene Ontology annotation, biological process: actin filament polymerization; Arp2/3 complex-mediated actin nucleation.
CGUUUUGAAGCUUCGUUUUCUUUCUCUGUCGUUUAGGUACCUAAUGUACGGGCGGUCAUCGUUGAAGAUAUCCGUAUAAAUUAUUAAAUGAAGGUGCUAUAAGUGUUGAUUUUAUGAAAAAGCUGUAGGUUAUAAAUUGUUAAAUAAUGAUCUUGCUGGAGAUCAAUAAUAGAAUUAUAGAAGAAACACUAACAGUUAAAUAUAAAAAUGCACUGGCGCGCUUAAAGCCUGAAUCCAUAGAUGUGACGCUUGCAGACUUUGACGGUGUGCUCUUUCAUAUAUCCAAUGUAAAUGGGGAUAAAACCAAAGUUAGGGUUAGUAUAUCACUGAAGUUUUAUAAGCAGUUAGAGGAACAUGGGGCAGAUGAACUGCUCAAAAGGGUGUAUGGAGAACUGCUCACUGAACCAGAAUCUGGUUACAAUGUAUCAGUACUACUGGACAUGGAGACCAUCCCAGAGGACUGGGAGGCGAUCGUCAAGAAGGUGGGCCUGCUGAAGCGGAACUGCUUCGCCUCUGUGUUCGAACGCUACUUCCGGCUGCAGGAGGACGGCGACGUGGGCCACAAACGUGCCGUCAUCAACUACCGCCAGGAUGAGACCUUAUAUGUGGAAGCGCAAGAAGAUCGAGUGACAGUGGUAUUCUCCACAGUUUUCCGUCAUGAAGACGAUGUGGUCAUCGGCAAAGUAUUCAUGCAGGAACUAAAGGAAGGAAGAAGAGCGUCCCAUACCGCGCCUCAGGUGUUGUUUUCACACAAGGAGCCACCCUUAGAGCUCUUGGACACUGAUGCCAAAGUAGGUGAAAAUAUCAGUUAUGUCACAUUCGUGCUGUUCCCGCGGCACACGUGCGCGGCGGCGCGCGACAACACCAUCGACCUGCUGCACAUGUUCCGCGACUACCUCCACUAUCACAUCAAGUGUUCCAAGGUGUACGUGCACUCGCGCAUGCGCGCCAAGGCGGGCGACUUGCUGAAGGUGCUAAACCGCGCUCGUCCCACGCCCACCUCGCGACCCACCGAGCGGAAGACCAUCUCGGGAAGAACGUUUGUAAGGCGAGAUUGAGUGUUGCGAGUCGGCGAGACGUAGACGCCGAACAUCGCCACCGCUCCACACCACUCGGCUGCACUCCGACCGUCACACCACUCACCACCUACCACGUACCACUUACCACUUAACAGAUACCACUACAGUACGCGUCAGGAAAGUUGAAAAUUGAGUUGUUAUUGUGCUCCGCGCAAGAUGUCUUGAAAACGACGUUCUUGCCACCGUCACCCAAAAGAGGGUUUAUUUUUGCGCUAUCGCCAAAAAACGUGUGUAUUUUGAAAAACUGAUGAUGUUUCUUAAAAAACAAUGAUACAUAAGACCAAACUAAAAAACCUUGGUCUUACGAAGCAUUUUUUAGAAGCACCAACUUUUUAAAAUUCCUACAUUUUUUGGGAAUAACUCAAAAACUACUUUUUGUAGUUUAAAUUCUUUUUAGAAAUAGAUGGUAGUUUUAGUGCUUGUUCAUGUUAACUCUUGGCUCGUAGCGGUUUUCGCGAUCAAAUGUAUAAAUUAAAGUGUGUCACGUAAAAAGAACU